Molecule: messenger RNA, 1316 nt
Organism: Xylona heveae TC161
Lineage: Eukaryota; Fungi; Ascomycota; Xylonomycetes; Xylonales; Xylonaceae
Exons: 2
Coding region: 134-1276 (380 amino acids)
Biological process (GO): RNA splicing; generation of catalytic spliceosome for second transesterification step
Cellular component (GO): U5 snRNP; U2-type post-spliceosomal complex; U4/U6 x U5 tri-snRNP complex
Source: RefSeq, a predicted model, not a curated record
CUCAGACCACAACAGCAGAUGUACUCUUUUGAGCCACUCAGCUACUAUUAAAAUCCUAUCAAAUCACUCUAUAUACCUCCGUUACGCGAUCUGACACUUUUUACAUCUGGACCGCGGGCGGGGCGUGAUCAUCAUGGACUUCAAGGCGCUCAUGUCGCGAGAAAUCGCAAAGUCACAACCAUCCAAAGACACAUCUACUUCUUCUUCAUCUUCCAAUAACAAGGCAUACGUCAAACGAGCAGACCUCGAAGCCGAACGACUAGCGAAAUACCAAGCCGAGCAAGAAGCCAUAGCGGCGGCCAAAGAAGAGCGCGCCCAGAAGAAGCGAAAGCUCGAAGAAGAGGAAGCCACACGAAAUGCUGCGCGCGAGGAGAAACGGAAACGCCUGGCCGAAGAGUCUCGAAAACGGCGCGAAGAAGAAGCCGAGCGAGAAGAGCGCGCACGGCGAAAACGUCUCGGUCUACCAGAACGGCCGUCGAGCGAGACACCAACCGGCACCAGCAGCGCGGACGGCACACCUCUCCCAGAAGACGAGGACAUUCCCGACGAUGAACUUGUUUCGAAACUCCGCGAGCUAUCAGAACCAGUCACUCUCUUCGGCGAGUCGCACAAGCAGCGCGUCAGACGUUACAGGCGACUCACAGCAGCCGCCAAGUCGCGGGAGGCUUCGUCCACGCCACAGCCCGGCGGACUGACGUCUGCAGACUUGCCCAUUCCCACGACACUCAUCCUGGUGCCAGAGAAAGAAAUGAAGGUCCCUGCGCUGCCGCCCAAGGACGACAAGGCCCGGGAGUACUUGUACAGGCAGCUCGCGUCGUAUUUUACAAUGGUGCUACGAGAGUGGGCGGCCGCGCUGGCGAACCGGCCGGAGAGCGUGAGGCAGAGUUUCCAGGGGAAAGCGGCAUUCAAUGCCAUGUUGCAGGCAAGAGAGAACAUGCGGCCGCUGUUUAGAAACUUUGAGAAAUCCGACCUCAAGGAUGAUUUGCUCAAGCCGAUUGUCGAGAUUGUGCAUGCUGCGCAGGAGAGACGAUAUGUGGAUGCGAAUGAUGGCUAUUUGAGACUGAGUAUUGGAAAGGCGGCAUGGCCAAUUGGUGUGACCCAGGUCGGCAUCCACGCGCGAUCAGCCCGCGAGAAGAUCAACGAGGGAACAGGAGAAAGCCAAGCGCACAUUAUGAGUGACGAGGCCACGCGCAAAAUGCUCCAGAGUAUUAAGCGCUGCCUCAGCUUUGCGCAGACCCGCUGGCCCCCCGAGGACCAGUUGCAGCUCAUGGGAUAGUUUUUGAUGUACAGUAUCGUGUCUCUAUUGUAUGCGGUUG